ACACAUACUGCUAAUAAUGUGUAAUACAAUGUGCAGGUAUCUUACUAAUGUUUUUCAUGACAUUGUGAUAUCAAUCAAUGUAACUAUUUAAGAUCACAUCACAGCAUAUUGCUUCGCUUAACCAUCAGCAAUAAUCAUAAAGUCAUAAUGAGCUGAAGUUGAGAAAGCUGAGAUGUGCCACGUAGCCGUGUUGAUUGACCUGCUCUCUACAUGUAAGUAAAAAGGACUUGGGAUUAGUCUUUCUGCCCAUAGGGUAAACCAAUCAGUACACACUUAUCAUGAUGUCCAAGUACAAAAAUAGCAGCACCAGGUUAUUUAAGGACGACAAGACAGUGAAGUUACCAUCGAUUGCUAGUUAUCGGUCACAAUUAGUGCUGUUAUCUGAUGUAAUUCGGGACGAGAUGCACUGCCUGAGCCGAACCCCCAGGUCUUACCUGGUCAACUCUUACAGCGAUGUGAAAGAAGUUGACGAGAGCAAAAGGGAAUCAUAUGAAGCCACCUGGUUAGACCUGGUGAUGGAGACAAGAGCAGAGUACAAAGAUACACUUACUGAGAAAGACUCAGCACGAAAGGAGUCUUACGAACGAAAGCGUGUGCGUCAUUUUGUCGUGCGCCGGUUCCUCGAUCAGACCUUUUGCACUGGUGAAGAUGGAACAAAGUUGCAUAAGUAUCAUCUCCCAUAUAAAACCGCGCUUCCGCUGCAGAUCUUCGUGCCCAGGAAUCUCAGCACUACACCAGAGACACACAGAGAGCCGUCGCCUUCCUGUUUGAGCUCAGACAGAGACUCUGAGAAGACCUGGAGUCGAAAGAGAGUGCUGUGGUCCGGUGUGGAAGACAUAAUACAACCGGAGAGGACAGAGUUCAGAGUGCGCACACUUGUAUCACCAGCGAGGGACUUGGGACGUGACUUCCAGCGGACAUAAAGAACAACACGUGAUAAUAGAGUGUUAAAGCCUUCAGUAUUCUUAUUUAUUAUACUACAGCACUGUUGAAUUCUCAAAUCUGAUUCGUCAGAAGGGGUUGAUUAAUUUUCUAUAACAGCAGUUCUGACAGUAGUUCUAGCUGGAAGAACAA
Molecule: messenger RNA, 1074 nt
Organism: Ictalurus furcatus (blue catfish)
Lineage: Eukaryota; Metazoa; Chordata; Actinopteri; Siluriformes; Ictaluridae
Exons: 2
Coding region: 279-923 (214 amino acids)
Biological process (GO): cardiac muscle tissue morphogenesis; skeletal muscle myosin thick filament assembly; cardiac muscle contraction
Cellular component (GO): Z disc
Molecular function (GO): titin Z domain binding; protein-macromolecule adaptor activity; structural constituent of muscle
Source: RefSeq, a predicted model, not a curated record